This is a messenger RNA of Leishmania mexicana MHOM/GT/2001/U1103, 2196 nucleotides long. RefSeq names its product oligopeptidase b. Gene Ontology annotation, molecular function: serine-type endopeptidase activity. Gene Ontology annotation, biological process: proteolysis. Lineage: Eukaryota; Euglenozoa; Kinetoplastea; Trypanosomatida; Trypanosomatidae. The record is from RefSeq and is a predicted model, not a curated record. Bases 1 to 2196 code for a protein of 731 amino acids. The transcript has a single exon.
AUGUCGUCGGGCAACUCCAUCGCGGCCUCUGUGCAGCCGCCGAUCGCCGCCAAGAAGCCGCACCGCGUCACGUUCGGCUACGUGGAGGGUGAGGACCGCGGCCCGAACCCGAUGAACCCGCCGCGCCAUCACGAGGACCCAUACUUUUGGAUGCGGGACGACGAUCGCAAGGAUCCGGCCGUGAUUGAGCACCUCAAAAAAGAGAAGGCCUACUUCGAGGCGUGCAGCUCCGACAUGACGCAGCUGCGCGACGACAUCUACACGGAGCACAUUUCGCACAUCAAGGAAGAUGACAUGUCUGCGCCGUACCUGUACGGCCAGUACCGGUACUACACCCGCGAGGUGAAGGGUAAGUCGUACAAGAUUUACUGCCGCGUGCCCAAGGACAAGGAGCCGGGUGACGUCGCGGUCGAGGAGGUCGUCAUCGAUGUCAACAAGGUCGCCGAGGGCAAACCGUUCUGUGACGUGAUGGAGGUGGAGCCGGCACCGCCGGAGCACGACCUCGUGGCCUUCUCUGUGGACAUGAGCGGUAACGAGGUGUACGCGAUCGAAUUUAAGCAUAUGUCGGACCCGUGCCGGACUGUAGCCGACACGGUGAGCGGCACUAAUGGCGAGAUUGUGUGGGGCCCGGACCACACCUCCUUUUUCUACGUGACGAAGGACGAAACGCUGCGCGAAAACAAAGUGUGGCGCCACGUGAUGGGGAGGCCGCAGUCCGAGGACGUCUGCCUCUACGAGGAGAACAACCCGCUGUUCAGGGCCUUCAUGUACAAGGCCGCCGACACAAACACGCUUUGCAUCGGCUCGCAGUCGUCGGAGACGACAGAGGUGCACCUGCUUGAUCUGCGCCAGGGCAACGCGCACAAUACCGUUGAAGUUGUGCGGCCGCGCGAGAAGGGUGUGCGCUACGACGUGCAGAUGCACGGCACCCGCCAUCUUCUGAUCCUCACCAACAAAGACGGGGCGGUGAACCACAAGCUUCUCAUAGCGCCGCGCGGUCAGCCGAGCGACUGGUCACAUGUGCUGGUGGAUCACAGCGAGGACGUGUUUAUGGAGAACAUCGCGGUGCGCUCGAACUACCUCGUCGUGACAGGCCGCCGCGGCGGGUUGACGCGCAUCUGGACGAUGAUGGUGGACCCGCAGGAUGGUGUCUUCAAGCCUGGUGCCGAGCUGCGCGAGGUGAUGAUGGAGGAGCCGAUCUUCACGGUGCACCUCGUGGAGUCCCAGAUGUUGGAGUACGAAGAGUCGACAUUCCGCAUGGAGUACUCGUCCCUUGCCACGCCGAACACGUGGUUCAACGUCAGCCCGCAGGACCACUCUCGCACCGUUGUAAAAGUGCGCGAGGUCGGCGGUGGCUUCGACGCCGCCAACUACAAGGUGGAGCGCCGCUUCGCUACCGCACCGGACCAGACCAAGAUCCCGCUUUCACUUGUCUACCACAAAGACCUCGACAUGACCCAGCCGCAGCCGUGCAUGCUGUACGGGUACGGCAGCUACGGCAUCAGCAUGGACCCUCAGUUCACCAUUCAGCAUCUGCCGUACUGUGACCGCGGCAUGAUCUACGUCAUAGCCCACAUCCGCGGCGGCAGUGAGAUGGGCCGUGCAUGGUACGAGAUCGGCGCCAAGUACCUCACGAAGCGCAACACCUUUUCGGACUUCAUCGCGGCAGCCGAGUUCCUGGUGGAUGCGAAAUUGACGACACCGUCGCAGCUGGCCUGCGAGGGGCGUAGCGCCGGCGGCCUGCUGGUGGGCGCGGUGCUGAACAUGCGUCCUGAUCUCUUCAAGGUGGCGCUCGCCGGCGUGCCGUUCGUGGAUGUCAUGACGACCAUGUGCGACCCCAGCAUUCCCUUGACGACGGGCGAGUGGGAGGAGUGGGGCAACCCGAACGAGUACAAGUACUACGACUACAUGCUGAGCUACAGCCCCAUGGACAACGUCCGCGCGCAGGAGUACCCGAAUAUCAUGGUCCAGUGCGGCCUGCACGACCCCCGCGUCGCCUAUUGGGAACCGGCCAAGUGGGUGAGCAAGCUGCGUGAGCACAAGACAGACUGCAACGAAAUUCUGCUGAACAUGGACAUGGAGAGCGGACACUUCUCCGCCAGGGAUCGCUACAAGUUCUGGAAGGAGUCGGCUGUCCAGCAAGCGUUCGUGUGCAAGCACCUGAAGAGCACCAUGCGCCUGCUGGUUCGCAGGUAA